Epinephelus lanceolatus (giant grouper) is the source of this 2105-nucleotide messenger RNA. It is a transcript of the gene best4, whose product is annotated as bestrophin 4. NCBI's taxonomy places the organism in Eukaryota, Metazoa, Chordata, Actinopteri, Perciformes, Serranidae. Gene Ontology annotation, molecular function: chloride channel activity. The record is from RefSeq and is a predicted model, not a curated record.
CAGCAGGACUCGACACCUGAUCAGAUGAUACACCUGCCUUCAUAGGAUUUUUUUGUUGUUGUUGUUACAACACAGAAUAAACCCAGACAUGACAGUUUCUUACACCGUUGAAGUGGCCGAUGCUCGAUUUGGUGGCUUCUCAAAGCUGCUGUUCAGGUGGAAGGGAAGUAUCUACAGGCUACUUUACAAAGACUUCCUGGUGUUCUGUGCAGUUUAUCUGUUUUUCAGUGUGUUUUACAGGUUCCUCCUCACACCAAGGCAGCAGGACCUGUUUGAGCGUAUCGCCCUUUACUGUGACAACUUCACCAACUCCAACUUCAUCCCAGUUUUAUUUGUACUGGGUUUCUAUGUGACCCUGGCCUUUAACCGCUGGUGGGGUCAGUACACCAGCUUCCCGCUGCCUGAUAACCUGAUGAUGGUGGUGUCUGGGAACGUCCAUGGGGCAGACGAGAGGGGUCGUCUGCUGCGACGGACACUCAUGAGAUAUGCCAACUUAUCCUCAGUUCUUAUCCUCCGCUCCAUCAGCACAAGAGUUCGUAAGCGUUUCCCAACUUUGGAGCACGUAGUGGAGGCUGGCUUUAUGACCACACAUGAGCUGAAGAAGUUUGAGUCUCUACACUCUGAUUUCAACAAGUACUGGAUGCCUUUGACUUGGUUCACAAACCUGGCAUCCAGAGCCAGAGAGGAGGGUCGAGUGAGGGACGACAUUGCUUUGAGACUGCUGAUGGAUGAGCUGAAUAACUACAGAGCCAAGUGUAGCCUCCUGUUCCACUAUGACUGGAUAAGCAUCCCCCUGGUCUACACCCAGGUGGUUACCUUAGCAGUUUACUCUUAUUUUGCCUUUUGUGUGAUUGGUCGACAAUUUCUGAACCCUGAGAAAGGAUACAAGGAUCACAAGCUGGACAUGUACAUCCCUGUUUUCACCCUGCUGCAGUUCUUCUUCUAUGCUGGCUGGCUCAAGGUGGGGGAGCUGAUCAUCAAUCCAUUCGGUGAGGACGAUGAUGACUUUGAAACCAACCAGCUGAUUGACAGAAACAUUCAGGUGUCAAUGCUGGCUGUAGAUGAUAUGUAUCAGAACCUGGCUCCAAUUGUGAAGGACAAGCACUGGGCGCAGAGACAUUUCUCCAUCCCUUACACUCUGUCAACAGCAGCAGAGACUCUCAGACCGGCCUUCAAAGGCUCCACUUUUGACAUGAGGAUGAGUGCAGAGGAUCUUGAGAUUCACCAGCCUGCAGACACUCCUGGAAAGAAACAGUAUUUAACUCUUACAGGCUCUCUGGGCGACGGUCUCGACAGUCUUCUGCAGAGAGGCAAAGGUAUCCUGAGAGGUGUGAGCCUGCCGUCUCUGAUGGAUGUCUCACCUAUGGUCUCACCACACCCAAAUGAGGAAGAUGAUUCUGAUACUUCCCCUGAGGGUGACACCAACACCAGCAACCACAAAGAACAAGAAAAUGCACUCAUCAAAGUUGCAGUGGAGUACAACUAGUGAAAAUGAAUCUGAUACUUAAACACAUUGUGUGUUUUUGAAACAAGAAAGUUUUUAAUGGUGUGAUUUGGUGAUUUGUCUCAACUCAAUCAAUUUGUGAAAUAAACAUAAUAAGUCUUAUUAAUAUUGUAUGUUUGAAAAUUAAUGUAAUUAUCCAAUGCUUUAACUUUUCUUUUAUGAUAAUAGGCUAAACAUGGGAUCUUGAUCAUUGAUUCAUAGCGAGAGAACAAACAUUUCUUUUUGAGUGCUUUAAAAUAUUCUUUUACCUGUCUUGUUCAGUAAUUCACAUGUAUCCUACAUGUUAUCCUUCAUGAUUUAUUCUCUUAAAUUUUCAUCCCCUGUAUCAGCCAAGCACAUGUCAUAAACACAGAAGUCCUCUCAGACAUAACAGCAGAUACACUGGUGUAACAUAACCUUGUUUUAUAUGUAUUAUACAGUACAGUCUGUAUACAAGGGUGAAAGAAAUAAUAAUAUGUAAUAAUAAUAAUAAUAAUAAUAAUAAUAAUAAUAAUAAAUCUUUGUUUUAGUAGGCUAACAGUGGUAAUGUCACAAAAUACUCUAUUAAAUAAAAGUGUUUAAAAUGUUUUUUCUACAAAAUAAAUAAACUAAGUAUCAAAAA